Molecule: messenger RNA, 2545 nt
Organism: Echinops telfairi (small Madagascar hedgehog)
Lineage: Eukaryota; Metazoa; Chordata; Mammalia; Afrosoricida; Tenrecidae
Gene: PKP3
Product: plakophilin 3
Exons: 13
Coding region: 1-2397 (798 amino acids)
Biological process (GO): cell-cell junction assembly; cell-cell adhesion
Cellular component (GO): plasma membrane; adherens junction; nucleus
Molecular function (GO): cadherin binding
Source: RefSeq, a predicted model, not a curated record
AUGCAGGACAGUAACUUCCUGCUGUCCGCCCUGCAGCCGGACGCCGGCGUGUGUUCCCUGGCACUGCCCUCAGACCUGCAGCUGGACCGCCGCGGCGCAGAGGACACGGAGAUCGAGCGACUGCGGGCAGCCCGUGUCCAGGAGCAGGUCCAGGCCCGUCUCCUGCAGCUGGGCCAGCAGGCCAGGCACAACGGGGCCGCUGUGCCUGUCGAGGGAGCCACAGAGGCCAGGAGAGGCCUGCCCAGAGGUCAGUACCACACCCUGCAGACCGGCUUCAGCUCCCGCUCCCAGGGCCUGAGCACAGACAAGACCUCGACCUUCAGGCCGAUUGCCAAGCCCACCUACAGCCCUGCCUCCUGGUCCUCGCGCUCUGCUGUGGACCUGAGCUCCAGCCGAAGGCUGAGCUCCGCCCACAACGGGGGCAACACGUAUGUGGCAGCAGGGUAUGGGCCAGUGCCACCCGCGGUGCCUGGGCCUGCCCGGCCGGUGUCCUUCCAUGAGCGCAACAUGCGGAGCGGCCGGGCUGACUAUGACACGCUGUCCCUGCGCUCCCUCCGGCUGGGGCCCACUGGCCUGGAUGACCGCUACAGCGUGGUGUCCGAGCAGCUGGAGCCCCCGGCUGCCUCCGCCUACCGUGCCUUUGCCUACGAACGCCAGGCCAGCUCCAACUCCAGCCGGGCAGGGCCACUAGACUGGCCAGAGGCUGCCGAGGGCCCCCCCAGCCGGACCAUCCGAGCCCCCGCCAUGCGGACCCUGCAGCGGUUUCAAAGCAGCCACCGCAGCCGGGGCACGGUUGGGACGGUGCCAGUGGCUGGGCUAGAGCCCGUGGCCCGAGCGCCAUCUGUGCGCAGCCUCAGUCUCAGCCUGGCUGAUUCCGGGCACCUGCCAGACAUCCCUGGGCCGGACAGCUACGGGGGCCACCGCACCCUGCAGAGGCUCAGCAGUGGCUUCGACGAUAUGGACCUGCCCUCGGCUGUCAAGUACCUCAUGGCCUCAGACCCCAACCUGCAGGUGCUGGGGGCAGCCUACAUCCAGCACCGGUGCUACAGCGACACCGCCGCCAAGAAGCAGGCCCGCAGCCUCCAGGCCGUGCCCCGGCUGGUGAAGCUCUUCAACCACGCCAACCAGGAGGUGCAGCGCCAUGCCACGGGUGCCAUGCGCAACCUCAUCUACGACAAUGCCGACAACAAGCUGGCCCUGGUGGAGGAGAACGGCAUCUUCGAGCUGCUGCGGGCGCUGCGCCAGCACGACGACGAGCUGCGCAAGAACGUCACAGGGAUCCUGUGGAACCUGUCAUCCAGCGACCACCUGAAGGACCGCCUGGCCCGGGACACGCUGGAGCAGCUCACAGACCUGGUGCUGAGUCCCCUCUCAGGGGCUGGGGGGCCACCCCUCAUACAGCAGAACGCCUCUGAGGCGGAAAUCUUCUACAACGCCACUGGCUUCCUCAGGAACCUCAGCUCAGCUUCCCAGGCCACUCGCCAGAAGAUGAGGGAGUGCCACGGACUGGUGGACGCCCUGGUCACCUACAUCAACCACGCCCUGGACGUGGGCAAGUGUGAGGACAAGAGCGUGGAGAACGCCGUGUGUGUGCUCAGGAACCUGUCCUACCGUCUGUACGACGAGAUGCCGCCAUCAGCGCUGCAGCGGCUCGAGGGCCGGGGCCGCAGGGACCCCGCGGGGGCGCCAGCUGGCGAGGUGGUGGGCUGCUUCACGCCACAGAGCCGGCGGUUGCGCGAGCUGCCCCUCACAGCCGACGCGCUCACCUUCGCGGAAGUGUCCAAGGACCCGAAGGGCCUCGAGUGGCUGUGGAGCCCCCAGGUCGUGGGGCUGUACAACCGGCUGCUGCAGCGCUGCGAGCUCAACCGACACACGACCGAGGCGGCGGCGGGCGCGCUGCAGAACAUCACUGCCGGAGAUCGCAGGUGGGCUGGCGUGCUGAGCCGCUUGGCCCUGGAGCAAGAACGAAUCCUGAACCCCCUGCUGGACCGCGUCCGGACGGCUGACCACCACCAGCUGCGCUCUCUGACCGGACUCAUCCGGAACCUGUCCCGCAACGCCAGGAACAAGGACGAGAUGUCCACCAAGGUGGUGAGUCACCUGAUUGAGAAGCUGCCCGGCAGCGUGGGAGAGAAGUGUCCCCCGGCCGAUGUGCUGGUCAACAUCAUAGCGGUGCUCAACAACCUAGUGGUGGCCAGCCCCAUUGCCGCCCGAGACCUGCUCUACUUCGACGGCCUCCGCAAGCUCAUCUUUAUCAAGAAGAAGCGCGACGGCCCUGACAGUGAGAAGUCCUCGCGGGCAGCCUCCAGCCUCCUGGCCAACCUGUGGCAGUACAGCAAGCUCCAUCGCGACUUCCGGGCGAAGGGUUAUCGCAAGGAGGACUUCCUGGGGUCCUAGGCAGGGCCUCAUGGAGGAGAGGCAGGCCUGCAGCACGGAGGCUCCAAGGGACAGAGUCCUGCGAACUGAACGGCAUUGCAGGCCCACAGGGCAAAGAUUUUGACGGAUGGGCCUCUCCGGACCUGUGUGCAUCUGCGAGAGGCUUGGG